Acipenser ruthenus (sterlet) is the source of this 2254-nucleotide messenger RNA. It is a transcript of the gene pde1a, whose product is annotated as phosphodiesterase 1A, calmodulin-dependent. Gene Ontology annotation, biological process: signal transduction. The coding region runs from base 161 to 2164 and encodes 667 amino acids. Lineage: Eukaryota; Metazoa; Chordata; Actinopteri; Acipenseriformes; Acipenseridae. Gene Ontology annotation, molecular function: 3',5'-cyclic-nucleotide phosphodiesterase activity. The record is from RefSeq and is a predicted model, not a curated record. The transcript is spliced from 17 exons.
AUUGCUGCAGCUCUUUCCUAAUGGGUGUCCCUGAACCCAGAGUGACUGGAGGAACGUGUGUGUGUGUCAUUGUGCAGACUGCUAUAAAAAGCCACCUUUGCAUGGAGAGCUUGAGUAGCCAGCCCCUGCUAGAAUUGUAUUUGCUUCACAAGUGUGUGGAAUGUACUUGUGUGCUAAGGAACAGCUAUAUUCAGUACUUUGUGCUCAGGGAGCCUCAUUUGAACAGACAUUUACAAUGGAUUCUUCUGUCACUAACAAAGAGGAGGUGGAAAACAACCCUUUAAAGUACCUGAAAGCCGAACAGACUGGGAAAAUGUGGCUGCGCCUCAGAGGAAUGCAGAAAUACAAAAACACCUCCCAAAGAUUAAGAUGUUUGGUGAAGCAGCUGGAAAAAGGUGAAGUGAAUGUGCUGGACCUUAAGAAGAACAUAGAAUAUGCAGCAUCUGUUUUGGAAGCUGUGUACAUUGACGAAACAAGACAGUUAUUGGACACUGAAGACGAACUCUGUGAUAUCCACUCGGAUGCAGUCCCUUCGGAGGUUCGGGAUUGGCUGGCCUCCACCUUUACCAAGAAGAUGGGUGUGGCUAGGAGGAGACCAGACGAGAAGCCCAAGUUUCGCAGCAUAGUCCACGCAGUGCAAGCAGGAAUUUUUGUAGAUAGGAUGUUUCGAAAGACUUCUGUCUUGGUUGGGCUAACAUACCCUCCGGCUGUUGUUGAAGUUUUAAAGGAUGUAGACAAAUGGUCUUUCAAUGUCUUUGCCCUAAACGAAGCGGGAGGAGAACAUGCCUUGAGGUUCUUGGUCUAUGAACUCUUCACCAGAUAUGAUCUUAUCUCUCGAUUCAGGGUCCCUAUAAGUGCACUCCUCAACUUUGUUGAAGCAUUGGAAGUUGGGUAUAGCAAGUACAAAAACCCUUACCACAAUCUAGUCCAUGCAGCUGAUGUUACCCAGACUUUACACUAUUUUAUGGUUCAUACAGGUUUGAUGCACUCCUUAACAGAACUGGACAUUUUUGCAAUGGUUUUUGCAGCUGCCAUCCAUGACUUUGAACACACAGGGACCACAAACAACUUCCACAUUCAAACCAGGUCAGACGUUGCAAUCUUGUACAAUGACCGUUCUGUCCUUGAAAAUCACCACAUUAGUGCUGCGUAUAGACUCAUGCAAGAGCCUGAAAUGAAUAUCCUGGCCAACCUGUCAAAAGAUGAUUGGCGGGAACUUCGUACAUUGGUGGUUGAUAUGGUUUUAUAUACAGAUAUGUCUGGCCAUUUCCAGCACAUUAAAAACAUAAAAAAUGCGCUGCAGCAGCCUGAAGGAGUAGACAAGUCAAAAGCCAUGUCCCUCAUGCUGCAUACAGCCGAUAUAAGCCACCCUGCAAAAUCCUGGGAACUGCACCACAGAUGGACAAACGCUCUGAUGGAGGAAUUCUUUAGACAGGGAGACAAAGAAGCUGAACUGGGGUUGCCUUUCUCACCUCUUUGUGAUCGCAAGUCCACAUUGGUAGCCCAGUCACAGAUAGGUUUUAUUGAUUUCAUUGUAGAACCAACUUUCUCUGUUCUGACUGAUGUGACGGAGAAGAUAGUAACUCCUCUUAUAGAGGAACAUUUACAUUCGGGGGGCUCUGGGCUCCAAAAGUCCAGCGUGAACAGCGGGGGAGCAGGCGGUGUUGUUGAAUCUGUACAAAAACACAGUAAAAAGGUUUCCACAGAAGAUCAAGGGUCUUCCACAGACUAUUCCUUGUCCAGCAUUGAUCUGAAAGGAUUCAGAUGCAACUGGGUGGAUAUAAUGCAUCAGAACAAGGAGAGAUGGAAAGAGUUAGCUGUUCAAGAACAAGCAAGAAAAGAAAGAGAAUCAACUAACAAUGGCUGCAAGCACAGUGACAAGAAAAGUGAAGUCACAGAAAUUACAGAAGUCAAAUUAACAAGGACCGAUUCUGAGAAGGACAGUGAUUCGGUGUCAGAGUUGAAGUCCCCCUGUGAACUGAACACAACUUCUUGUAAUUCUUCCCAGAACUCUAAUUCUACUUCUGCGCCACAGAGGACACAGCAACAGGCUGACUCUUCACUUUCCAAUUCCACUGUUCGGGAAGGUAUUUCUGACAGACCCCCAUGGAACGGAGAGCAUCAGUCAUCUGCAAGUAUUGAGGACGAAACUGAGAAGCCUUAAAACUGAAACUUUACAUCCCAGAUUUUUCCUUCGUGUUUUAAUGUAAUGUUAUUUAUUAAAAGUGGGGUUUCUACUCCCCUUUGUAACACA